UAAAUUUGAUGGUCCCAGAUAUGUAAUGGGGGAUUUUCAGAAUAAUGGAUUGAUUCCAUGGAAUACCCUUUUGAAUUUUGUUGAGUGGUGGAAGUUUUUCAACCAUGGCUUCGAUUCCUUGCCCUUUCUUGAUCAAUACAAUGUAUCUUCUCACCAAUAAACACUCUUUACCCUUUUCCUUUAUUGGUAACUCAUUUGCAGAAUUUAGUAAAUACCCAUUAGAGAGGUUUCAAGUUUUCAUCAUCAUCAUCAUCAUCAUCAUCAUCAUCAUCAAGAUCAUCAUACUUGAGAUCAAGUUUCUCCCAUUUGUGGUCCAACUAGUAAUCUGAUUCCAUAAAAGCUUGAGGGUUUGGGGUUUAGCCAUUUAUUUCAAUAGGGUGUUCUAUUUAUUCAUCCCAGAAACAGCUACAACUUCUCUUACAAGUUACAAGGGAGAUAGGAAGAACUUGGGACAUAUCUCAGGCUUUUUGGGCCAAAAGUUAAACUGGGUUAGAGACCCAAUUGACCUAGCCCUGGCCCAGCCCUGGCAGCCCAGAUGGACCUGGUAUCUAUGAGAUUUAUUUAUCCGGUUCAGAAGGAUCGUAUAUUAGAUAAGGAUUGAAAAGAAACAAAUAUUCAAGAAAAAAAGCGGGGGAAAGUAGUGGAGAUCUGUUCUUGCUUCCAUUUGUCAUGGCAGGAGGUGAGUAUGGAACAGAGAAUAUCAACGGCAGCACAACCAGCACAUCAAUUUUAGCAGCCGAAGGGGUUGAGAUCCUCUUGUCAGCUGAAGGCAAGGUUCCCCUGUCAUCACUUGAUCAAAAGAAAAUCUGCCUCUUCUUCUCAGCUAAUUGGUGCAGACCUUGUAGAGCUUUCAUUCCCCAAUUGGUGCAACUCUACAACACCCUAAGAAACACAGAAAGAAAUCUAGAGAUCAUCUUUGUCUCCUUUGACCGGGAUGAGAAUGGAUUUAGAGAACAUUUCAAGUUGAUGCCAUGGCUGGCAGUCCCAUUCGACAUUAGUAUACGAAGACAAUUGUGCAAUCACUACCAUGUUGUCCGUAUCCCUUCUCUUAUUCCAUUGAAUCCAAAUGGAGAAUCUGUUGGAGAAGAUGCAGUGAAGUUGAUUGAAGACUAUGGCAUCGAUGCAUUUCCAUUCAAUCGUGAAAGAAGAGAGGAGUUGGAGGCUAUGGACAAGAUGAAGCGUCAAGGGGGGAAACUAGAAGACCUUUUACUGAGUGGAGCACGCGAUUAUGUCGUUUCCGGGGAUGGUAGAAAGGUACUAGUUUCUGAACUAGUUGAUAAAACAAUUGGACUCUACUUUGCUGCUCAUUGGUGUCCCCCAUGUCGUGCCUUCACCAUCCAACUUAAAGAGGCAUACAAUGAGCUCAAGAGCAGCCAAAACAGAAGCUUUGAAAUCAUUUUCAUCUCAACAGAUAGAGACCCAGAAGAAUUCAAUCUCCAUAUCACAAACAUGCCAUGGUUAGCUAUCCCUUAUAAUGACAAGACCCAACAAGAUCUCUGUAGGAUCUUUGACAUCAAGGGAAUUCCAGCUUUGGUCCUUUUAGGACCUGAUGGAAAGACGCUUAGCACAAAUGGGAGAGCUUUGAUUUCCUCCUAUGGUUCAAAAGCCUUCCCAUUCACUGAGUCAAGGAGAGAUGAAGUGGAAGCAGCCCUAAGGAAGGAAGUGGAUGGAUUGCCCCAUCAAGUGAAGGACCCAAAACAUGAACAUGUUCUUAGGUUGGAUAUGGCCAAAGCUUAUGUGUGUGAUUUCUGCAAAGGGCAAGGAAGGUUCUGGGUUUUCUCUUGUGACAAGUGUGACUUUGACCUUCAUCCCUCAUGCUUAGAUUAAACAUAUUACUAGCCAAUACCCUAGUGCCCCUGAUUUUGAUACUAUAAACUGUGAACAUAAACCUCCAUUAUCCACUUAUAUGUCAUUGGGAAUGAGUAUGAAUAAGUAUCCUGUUCUAUACUUUUAUAUGAAUAA
Macadamia integrifolia is the source of this 1962-nucleotide messenger RNA. Its product is annotated as probable nucleoredoxin 3. NCBI's taxonomy places the organism in Eukaryota, Viridiplantae, Streptophyta, Magnoliopsida, Proteales, Proteaceae. Gene Ontology annotation, molecular function: thioredoxin-disulfide reductase (NADPH) activity. The record is from RefSeq and is a predicted model, not a curated record. The coding region runs from base 670 to 1827 and encodes 385 amino acids. The transcript is spliced from 4 exons.